UUCUUGCAAGUAAUAAUGUCCGGCCAUUCCAAUUUUUAUCUUGAUGCUCAUUCUAUUCCUUCUUUUGAAAAAUUUAUUAAGGUUAAUCGUUCUAUUCCCGAUGUACCAUUGGACCUGUGUACAAAAUGCGGCAACAGAUAUGAUCUCGAUUGCCCUUUGAAAUCCACUCAAGUGACUGAUCACUGUUUUAAUGACCUGCCGCUCUUUGGACAAGUCUUUGGAAUAUCUUCAGCUGAGACGCGUGAACCAUUUUGUGGAAAGAAAUUAGGCUACUUAGAGGUUAGGAACCUCAUCGAUAAACACGAUCUCUGGGCAUAUGUUCCUUCAUGGCAGGUUCCAAGAGUAGAACAUCGGAUUUAUUCGCAAUUUAGCCUUAAUUGUACGUGUGAAAUUAUGCCAAUAGAGAAAAUUAUCUGCAUGGCGCGAAAAAAUCGAACUCUCGGUAUCUCGAUCGAUACGUUGAAGGUUACAUUUCCGCGUUUCUGGAAAUCCCAAGGAUCCAAUCCACACAAAUAUGGGAAGAGGACAAUGGCUUGCAUGAAAACGGAAAUUUCAAUGAAGGAUUCUGCAAAACACAAAAAUAGAAACAAAAACUCGAAAUAA
This is a messenger RNA of Orussus abietinus, 603 nucleotides long. RefSeq lists its product as uncharacterized. Lineage: Eukaryota; Metazoa; Arthropoda; Insecta; Hymenoptera; Orussidae. The transcript has 4 exons. The record is from RefSeq and is a predicted model, not a curated record. The coding region runs from base 16 to 603 and encodes 195 amino acids.